AUGGGAGGAAAGAAAGCAGCAGGCGAGAACUCCAAGAAGGCUGCCGGCCAAGCUCGAAAGGCCGAUGCCGCUGCGUCGAAAAAGGCCUCCGAGGAUUCGAAGCGCGCCGUUGAGGAAGAUAAGGAGUGGACUAAGGGAUCCAAGAGUAGUGCUAAAAAGGAGGACGCCGAAGCCAAGAAAGCCGAAGCUGCCCGUAAGAAGGCCGAACGUGACGCUCUCCUUGCCGAAGAAGAAGCUUCCCAGCCCUCCAAGGCCAAGGGUGCCGGCGCAAAGACGGCGCAGAAGAAGACCCGCGGUCUGGACCUCUCUCAUCUCGACGACACACCUUCCAGCAAGAAAGCCUCUGCACUCAAUGCCUCCGGUAUUGACAAUGCGCUGGAUGCUCUCUCUCUGACGGGCAGUGAUCCUUCCAAGGUGGAGAAACACCCUGAGCGGCGAUUCAAGGCGGCCUAUGCGGCAUUUGAAGCCCGCCGUCUCCCAGAGAUCGAAGAAGAGAACCCUGGUCUGCGUCGACAGCAGCGUAUUGACCUGUGCCGGAAGGAGUUCGACAAGAGCGAGGAGAACCCCUUCAACCAGGUACAUGUUGCCGUCAAUGCCAGCAAGGAAGAGAUUGCGCAGGUCCGGGAUUCAGAGCGCAAGAAGACGGAAUCUCGCCUGGGCAGAUAA
This is a messenger RNA of Penicillium canariense, 666 nucleotides long. Its product is annotated as DUF1014 domain protein. The record is from RefSeq and is a predicted model, not a curated record. Gene Ontology annotation, molecular function: transcription coactivator activity. Gene Ontology annotation, cellular component: nucleus. Gene Ontology annotation, biological process: transcription by RNA polymerase II. The transcript is spliced from 3 exons. Lineage: Eukaryota; Fungi; Ascomycota; Eurotiomycetes; Eurotiales; Aspergillaceae. Bases 1 to 666 code for a protein of 221 amino acids.